CCAACAAGUAUAUUCCAACUAUAGAGAAUGACUUUAAUUGCAAAUUUUCCGCAAAUAACCAUUGCAAUACCAUUUGGUCGUUGAAAGAUUGGUAUAUCGAUGAAACAUCACCUGAAACCAAAGAAUUUAUUACCGAUACAAGAUGGGAAGAUUUUCCGACAAUUUUAAUAUCAAAUUCAUUGAAUGAAUUUCAAGAAAAGAUAGAAUUGGAGAAUUCUUUCAAAUCCACAUUCUCAGUCAGGGCCGACGGAGAGGUAGAAAUAAUUGUGUCAGAAGGCACUAACCCAUAUUCUGCCCCCUGCUAUUAUCUAAAUAUUGGUUAUAGAGAAAUUUAUUUCAAAAAGUACUCGGCUCUCCCAAGAGGUAUUAAGGAUGAUUUUAAAAAUAAUUUUAUCGACAACUAUAAAGCAUACUCAAAUAUUUUGUCUUCUGAUGAAUGGAGAAGUUUUUCUUGGAGUAUGGAUGUAACAACUGGACUUGCGAAGUUGAUUGAUAUUAAUCUCAACCGAACUCUCAUUGAACGUACUCUUACUGAACCAUUGUUCUCCAAGUAUAUGUACAUGCGAAGCGCAAAUUCUAGUCUAUGGAAAAUUUACCAAAACAGUUUUUUGUUCACCAACACUUCACAGAUUUCAAGACUAGGUCCUCAGUUAUUUUUACCCAAUAAGGACCUCUGCCUUUCGAUCUUUGUCAAGACAUGUAAGGACUGUUACAUGAGUUUCUUUUACCUCAACACGACUAGAAAAAUUCUUAAGACAGUUGGUCCAACAAAGAAUGAAGAGUGGAUAGAAGUCAAAUUAAAAGAAGAAAAUACGCAAUACGACAAACUAAAUUUAUUUGUAGAGACACUGAUGAUUUCAAAUUCCUCCAUCUCUAAAUUUUGGGCAAUUGACAAUGUUAGAGUUUGUCAUGAAAGUGAAGUAAAAGUCUCAUAUCUAAAAUUCCAGAAAAUUGAAGAAAAUAUCCAUGAUGGCAAUAUUACUUGCCAAUUAGUUAAAAAUCCUACCUGGAAACCAAAGAAACUUAUUUUUGACAAUUCAACAGAUUUUCCUAAAAUCUCUAUCACGCCUACUACUAAUUCUAUUCGUCUAACUUGGCCCCAAAUAGAAGAAACGGACUCGAUACAUUAUUUUAUCCUUUAUGAGGGUAACGACCGUUGCUUGUCAGAACAUCCCAAUUUACUAAGACUAAAAUCGAAUGGUUUUGUUAGUACGAAAAAUAACCGAAUAAUUUUGACUGAUUUAAUUCCAUAUACUUUUUAUAAUUUAACAAUUUCAAGUAUUCUUCAAGAAAAUGAUAAAAAGUUCUUUGUUGAGACACCAGAAACAGUGGAACCAAGACUGGAAGAACUGCCAUCGAAUAUUAAACUGAAACCCUUGGACACAUCAAUUCAUGUAUCAUGGGAAAGUGUAGAUUGUUCAAAACAAUAUGGCCGACUAGCUUAUACAGUUAUUGUAUUUAAUUCUACUUUAAACUUUUCAAAAGAAAUUGCUAUACAAACUAAUAGUAGCUAUACAAUUACUGAUUUGAUACCAUUUACUCAUUAUAGUCUAACAAUACUGACCGCAAGAAAUGGUAGAUAUUUGUAUAAUAAAAUUCAUACCAACAAUUUUACUCUGAAUUUCAUGACCAUGCCUGGAGUUCCUCCCGCACCAGAAAAUUUAGAAUUAUAUUCAAUGGACAAAAAUAGUGCUUCGUUAAGAUACGAUUUGCCAUCAAACUCUCAUGGUAUAACAAGAGAGGUUCAAGUCAUCAGAUGUAACAGUUUAUCUUUCAAAAAAUGCAAAUCUUCGAUUUCAAUUGUUAAACGUUGCAGUAUGUGGCCUAAAAAGUAUUGUGUGGAUGCACAUUAUUUGAUACCGUUGCAGUCCUAUAACAUUAAAGUUAGCUUGAAGAAUUUAAAUACCCCAUCUUUUGGCAAUGAGGCAAUUGUAGAAGGAAAAGCGGAAGACAGAAUUCCUGGCAAACCUACAAACAUUACAUACAAAUUCGUUGAAUGUCCACUAAAUACUGAAUAUUGUCAUUUAAAUAUUACUUGGCUACAUCCUUACUAUCAGAAUGGCACAAUUACAUCUUUUGAAAUAAUUUUAAAUGGUACAGACAAAAGAAAAGAUGCUGAAAACGAUAAAUACAUUCAUGAGGUCUAUAAUGUUGAAAAUAAAACGUAUUAUUAUGAUUAUACUUACCAGAUCAAAUAUUUGCCAUACAACAGUUAUUACAACCUUUAUUUGAGCUCUGCAAAUUCGGCUUUUAAGAGUGAAUUUGCUGAAAUACAGAUUAAAACAGAUAAUAUUGGGGAUCACAUUGAUCAGAGCCCCAAACUUAUAGCGAAAAGUCACUCAACAUUGUUAUUUAAGAUCCCUCAUUUGGAUAGUAGAUUACAAUUUUUUACAUUGACUGUUGUGGUGCAAGAUUAUGACAAGGCUAGAAAAAUCGAUAAGGAAUUGUUAAAGAAUAAAAAAAUUGCUGAUAAUCUGUGUCAUCUCUAUGGCGAUGCUUGGAUUUCUCAAGUUGUUAAAGUUGAUAGCAGCAAUAAGACUGAAAACGUAAUGAUAGGUAAUGCCGAAAAAGAGCGACUUCAGCCAAACAAAAAGUAUUGCAUAAUUUUUAUAAUCACGAAUCAAUAUAAAGGCUCAGAACACGACGUAGUUUAUUAUGAAAUAUUAAAGAUGAUGGACGCUGAGCCUCAACAGAAAGAAGCUACGUCUGGAAGUGUAUCUAAUCAUUUGUAUAUGUUGUUGUUCAUUCUUCUUGUGAUUCCAGUGGGUUUUUUGCUUUAUAG
Messenger RNA from Psylliodes chrysocephalus, 2782 nucleotides. Lineage: Eukaryota; Metazoa; Arthropoda; Insecta; Coleoptera; Chrysomelidae. The record is from the annotation of a GenBank genome assembly.